CUCAAUCUGCAACAUCUGAGGUGAGCUCUUUUUCUCACUCUCUCUACUUUCUUUACAUCUUGGAAUUCUUUGAUUUGAAUGUUUGAUUUUGAAAACUUGGGCUAAUAAAUUUAAAAUAAGCAUUAUUUAUGAAGACAUAGAUUGUGAUAGUUAAAAUUAUGAUUAGAUGGAUACGAAGAAUGUAGACAUUGACGAUCAUGCUUCUUGGCCUGAGGCUAUUGAAUCACAUUUUAUUUGUCUUCUAUAUGAAGAGGCCAAAAAAGGAUUACAAACAACAACCUUGGACAAAAAAGGAUGGCUAAAAAUAGAAAAUGACAUAUUUAAUUCAUUUGGAAAGAGAUAUAAAAUGCCUCAAUUGAAAUCCAAAUUCAAUCGGUUGAGAAAGGCACAUCGAGAAUUUUCUCAUCUUUUGGAACAAACUGGUAUGGGAUGGGAUCCUCAAACAAAUACUGUUACAGCAAGUGACGAAGUAUGGGAUACUUAUCUAAAGAAAUAUCCAAAUGCGAAGAGAUUUCGAAAAAAAGGAUUGCAACAUUAUGAGAUGCUUGGAGAAAUAUUCAAUAAUACAACAGCCAGUGAUGGUAUGAGUUAUGCCUCCACUCAACUUCCGCCUUCUUUAGUUGAGGAAUGCCAACAAGAGUGCCAUUUUGUUGGCACUGGAGCACAUGUUGAUGUACCUAAGAUGGAUGAUUCGGAUGAGGAGUUUGAAAUAUUAUUUGGUGAAACUUCAUCUUCAUCAAGCGAGGAACUAAUUGGUCAAGUUCUCAUGGCUAAUAGAAUACAUGAGAUGCAAAAAUCUGAAUAG
Humulus lupulus (European hop) is the source of this 805-nucleotide messenger RNA. Its product is annotated as L10-interacting MYB domain-containing protein-like. The coding region runs from base 167 to 805 and encodes 212 amino acids. Lineage: Eukaryota; Viridiplantae; Streptophyta; Magnoliopsida; Rosales; Cannabaceae. The transcript has 3 exons. The record is from RefSeq and is a predicted model, not a curated record.